This is a messenger RNA of Anisakis simplex (herring worm), 1689 nucleotides long. The record is from the annotation of a GenBank genome assembly. Lineage: Eukaryota; Metazoa; Nematoda; Chromadorea; Rhabditida; Anisakidae.
AUGUAUGUUUAUAAAAAAGAUGUCAUUUUCAGUUUCUGUGAUGAUUUUGGACUUGAUAGCACUGAGGCCACAAUGAUAUAUGCACUACAGGUGCUCAUAAGAUGUUCGAAACAGGAAGAUGCAAAACUCCAUCGUGAAUUGCUGGAGAUGUCCGAGAGAGCGUUUGAUUCUUUGAAGUUGACCGAGAAUAUCUUCAUGCGUCUUUACGAUUGCUUGAUGUCGUUGUGCCCAUAUGACUACGAGGCGAUAGAUUUGAUACUGAAGCAAAUGCAAAAGUAUGCGAUAUCAGAUAACGAGCAACAUGCACUCAUAUUGAAACGUGCUACGAUAACGUUGCAGUUUCUUCAACGUUCUGAACAGUCAUCGGUGCUCACCGAUGGAAGUGCGAUGAUCGAAAAUGCAUCUCUGGAGAUGAUAGCAAAUGAAGAUCGCGACAUGUGCAGUAACGGUCUAUUCGUGACUCAUCUUCCGAAUCGCUCGCAAAACUCGUUGCCAUUUCAUCCGUUUCUAUUCGAGGAUAAUAAAGAUAUCAAAAGCGAAACAAAGAUGCAACUUUUAUCGAUCGGUAUUGACGUGGGAAAUAUGUGGUUAGGUCCGAUGGGAAAUCAACUGCUGAAGCCAAUACAAGCAGAUGAACGAGUGAAAAUAGCGACUUUUGUUGCGAAUUUAAGCAAAUCGCAUCGUCGAAAUCGUACCGAAUUGCUGUUGAAGAAGGUGGAUUUGUUGAAAAACGAAACGAUUGACUUGAUAAAAUCGCCAUCGGAUUUGGUCGUUUUCAUCUAUUCGAAUGCGAUCAAUUGGAAUGAUCCCAUCGAUAAAAAAGCGAAACUGGAAUUACUGAACGAAUUAGUGGCAUUGAAUGAUCUCGAUCAUACGGCCAUCCUAGAUGAGUUAAUUGAAAGUUGGCUAGGGACGGAUGCCACUGCAGCAGACGCAAAAGAUGGAAUGACUGAUGGACUGAUGAAUGGAAAUGUUGCGGUGCACAAUCCAGCAAAAGACCUCGUCUAUGAUUUUCCUUACUUGGACUCAUCUGUUUCGAGAAUUGUUCAUUUGUUGCGAAGCCGACCACCAACGCAAGCGGCCGUCUAUUUGACAAGUCUUAUCAAUAAGGACUCGAAUGUUGUUUUGCACGAUACAAAAAUUCGCUCGAUAUGCUGUCUUAUGCGUUUACUAAGCCCAGAACAGUUCAUUUCAAUUCUUGGCUAUGAUGCAACCAAUGUUUGUGUAACAUUGGAACGCUUGUUGUAUUCACGUCUGAUCAAUGUUUGUCGCAUCGAUUUACCGAUUCAAACGUUUAUCGAGCAGAAUAAAGCGCAUCUAACGAAAUCGCUUCUAUCGAGCGGUGUUCGUCAGAGCAUGGAGUUGCUGCAUUUUAUCGCGUGUGUGGUGAUAGAUUACGAAGUGGUUGAUCGUAAACUGAUCUUCGAUCUCUUAACGAAGCUUUACGGUGGAAGACAACGUGAAAUUGUUUCGCGUCUUCUUUAUUUAUGUCGAUUAUAUCCAGCCCUAGCGAGACAACAUAAUGAUUUGGCGUUAAUUUGGAGAGAUAUCGCUGACUGGAUGUAUUUUAGUAUUGAUGAUUCUGAUCCUUCCAUGAACGAGAAAUUGCGACGUUAUGUGUACUUUUGUUUGAGGUCGGUAAAAUCGGAACGGCAAUUCGUUUGUUCACAUUCGCCGUUGAGUGUGUAG